This is a messenger RNA of Coccinella septempunctata (seven-spotted ladybird), 792 nucleotides long. Its product is annotated as adult-specific cuticular protein ACP-22-like. Gene Ontology annotation, cellular component: extracellular matrix. The record is from RefSeq and is a predicted model, not a curated record. Bases 179 to 646 code for a protein of 155 amino acids. NCBI's taxonomy places the organism in Eukaryota, Metazoa, Arthropoda, Insecta, Coleoptera, Coccinellidae. The transcript has 3 exons.
GUUGAUACGGUGUGGCAGACGAACGAUAUUUUCACCUCGUUAUCCUAAUUAGAAUUCGAGUACGGAAAAAAGACGGGAAUGUCCAAUUAUAUUCGCGGCCAUAAAGGAGGAUUGAGCAAUUAUUUGGAUCGCAACGGGAUCCUGGCUGCACAAUGCUUCAUCCGACUUAUUUCUGCCGAUGGAGCGUAAAAGUGGUCUGCUGGGGGAAAUAAGACAUCUUUCUCACUCAGAAAAUUUCGUGCCCAAGGACAUUUUGAGGACAACAAAGAUUUCGAGCAGGCGACAACACAAACGCGAUAUGUAUACAUAUGAUAUGGUCUUAGCUCUACUAGUGGUCAGUGUAGCAUCUGUAUACGGCCAAUUCGGAGGAGGACACCAUGAUCACCACCAUUUAGAAGAAUACAUUGACUAUAAGGCGCCACCACACUACCAUUGGGACUACGCAGUACACGAUCUGAAACAUCACGAUAUCAAGAGUCAAUGGGAAACGAGGGACCAUGACAAGACGAAAGGAGUUUACACUAUCUUGCAACCUGACGGUAGAAAACGUAUUGUCGAGUACAUAGCUGGUAAACACGGGGUUGACUACAAAGUGAGGUACGAAGGUCAUAGCGAACAUGGAGGUAUUGGAGCCCUUAGCGGUUGAUUGAAUAUGAUGCCAGAGAUUUAGUCUUUAUACUAUGUAUAUUACAUACCUACUGAGCCGCCUUGAUACCUGUGUUGAAUUUUAAGUUGUUUUGUUAAGUUUAUGUUUAUCUAGUUUGUAAUGCAAUAAAACUUGUUGACUCUCCA